Dentiscutata erythropus is the source of this 252-nucleotide messenger RNA. The record is from the annotation of a GenBank genome assembly. NCBI's taxonomy places the organism in Eukaryota, Fungi, Glomeromycota, Glomeromycetes, Diversisporales, Gigasporaceae.
UCAUUAUAUGAAGAUAAGAAAGUGAUUAAAAAUAAUAAAUCCAAUGAAAGCAAAGGAAUCAAAAUUUAUAAAACUCAAACCAGUAAUGUACAUACAUUCAAUUUUUCCAUUCAACCAAAGAAUGCCACCGACGAAGAACAGCAUGCUUAUGAAACUAAGCAAAUUGAUUUUGAGAUUACUGAAGAGCAACAUGCUUAUGAAACUAAACAAAUUGAUUUUGAAAUUACUGAAGGCUCUCAGUUUCAAGUUUAA